This is a messenger RNA of Mugil cephalus (flathead mullet), 1077 nucleotides long. RefSeq lists its product as uncharacterized. The coding region runs from base 268 to 678 and encodes 136 amino acids. The record is from RefSeq and is a predicted model, not a curated record. Lineage: Eukaryota; Metazoa; Chordata; Actinopteri; Mugiliformes; Mugilidae. The transcript is spliced from 4 exons.
UCGUGCAAAGCUCUUUAGUAGUCUUACCCUCGUGUGUCCGGGACUGUGAGAAUCAGUCGUGUGUGUUUGCGUGUACCUGAGUGACUCGUGUGAGUGGACAGUCUCGACGCUGUGUUCAGCUGAGCAGCCCUUGCUGCAUUACAUCCCUGAUUGCCCGGGCUGAUGCUCGUGUGGACUUAACUUUCCUUCAGCGGGGCAGAAGAAAGCAAUUGGAAACCGAGGAGAACAUUAAGGAUUACUAGAGACUCUAAAAGAAUAGUGGUCAAGAUGUUGGUCACCAUGCUGACAGCGAUGUACAUGAUGGUCAGAGUUGUAGAAUCGAUAGCAGUAAGAUUUGCACGACAACAGGAGCCUCUGCCUUAUAUGGUGUCUCAGCCUUUGCCUUGGCAGGUGCAUUCUGUGUCGCACAGUCGGAGGAGCAGCAAAGCUGACGAGUUUGAUGGCCUCAGAAGGAACAGCAUAGGCGUGUAUAGAAAGAAGUAUGUCUACAUGGCUAUUACCUCAGCCUCUCUGGCUAUACCAUGUGUCCUGUCGUGCUCAGACUCCAAUGCCAGCAAUGGGACAUGCACCGCGCACGCCGCGCCCCCGCUCAGCCCCGUUGAAGUCGAGAAGGCCGCCUCCACCAUCCAGAGCCACUUCAGGAAGUUCCAAGAAAAGAAACAGAAGAACGGCAAGUAGACGGACAAAGAGGGACGGUGGUGAUACAGGUGCAGCGAGUCUGACAGACAGCAGGAAGCAGGUGGAUCCACCAAAGGCUACAUGAACUCUGUGCUGACAUACAAACGCACCUGUACACUCAUACGCAACUGUACAUAAAUUCAAAGUUAGUAGCACUCACAGGGUCAGUGCCGCAUAAUAUGAAAAUACCAUACAGCAAUAGCCUACAUCUCAAACACUGCUUGUAUUGCCCUAUUUAAACUUUCAUGUGGUUGUAUUGUUCAUCUCCAGUUAAUAGUUUUGAUGUGUUUGCUGUGAUGGCUGACUGUGUGCGACGGAGUGUGUGCUGUAAUGUUUAAAUGACCAUUAUUUUAAGUAUAUAAACAUGGAAAACAAACAAUAAAAUCCUGUCUCAACUUU